AUGAUCCCUGAGACUAUCGCAGCGGAAAAUGCUGUAUCCAAUGCUAUAGCUGCUGUGCCUAUUCAGCACAUGAAAACUUACACGCCUUCAUAUGCGGAUAGCAAUCGCGCAUUGGUCGAGGAGCGAGUCUUUCCUAUUUCGACUGUGACCGGAUUGAUUGGACAUGAGUUUCAUCCAUUUGCAGAUACAUUUAUCUCCAAAGAAAUGGUUGAUAAGCUGCAUCUGAUAAAAAUUAGCUCAGACUUUUUAAGAGGUUUGUCCUCUAAGACGGAUGCAGUUGCGAUUACUCUCAUACUUGAUAAGGUUGCAUUAAAAAAGGAGCUGUUUCGUGAUGAUUUCUUGCUAAUUUGGUUUGGGACGAAGUCUCCAAAGAGUCAGAAAGCUGCGAUCACGGCUUUGCUUGAUACUUUGAAGACUGAUUAUCGCACCAAAUUCAUUCUAGCAGACAUUAUUGCGAACGGAAAGAAGGCUCAUUACCUCUCUUACGAGUUAGCUACAGCUGUGGAGAGGAAAUUGUGGUUAAGCUUGUCGACGAGUGAGUUAUACCAAGUUCUAGGAAUUUCUAACGUUCAUCUGACAAAUGAACAGUUAUUUAAAUUUGUGGGUUGGAAUACUUUCGGAAUCUCAGGAGAAAAAGUUUUUAUUGAGCUAAUGUUGAAGAUAUUGCGAGAACGAUCAAAAAAUAAAAUCAUGUGGGCUGACAUUAUUUACAAGCUACAGAGUGACGAAAAUGAUUUUUUUUUGCAUUGUAAAGGUUUGUUUAACAUUCUACUCCAGACAUACGACACAGCUGGUGAUGUUGUCACACCUUUUGAUGCUGUCAAGAUUCUGACGACUCCAGAAUUGUUGAAUGUUCUUGUUCCAAAGACAAUACCCAGCAAUGAAUUCGGCAUGUCGAUGAGAAACGAAUUACUUAAGCUGUCACAGGACGAACUGAUGUGGGCAAAAUUGAUGUACAUGCUGCGAGACGACAAAAGUGCAAUAACUUUUUAUCCUGACGUAUUCGACAAACUUCUUCAGCCAUAUAAUAUCAAAGCUAGAACGCCCAGCGAGGCUCUCAAGCAUCUGGCGAACCAAGACUUUGCCUUGAUGUACGAACCCUCAAUUGUAAGCGAGAACGAUGCCCAUGCAUUUCGACUGAAGAAGCUACUUGAUAUCUCUGACGAUAAACUCAUGUGGACCAAAGUUUUGCACACGUUACAAUAUGAAGAAAGUCUCUCUGCAAUCUCUGGUGUAUUGCAUUUUCUCAUUGAUACAUGGACAUAUUUCGGUGCACAAACCAACCAUAUUUCUUUCAGUGAAAGCACACAAGUUCUGACGAGCUCAAAUUUCUUAGACUAUUCCUUGUUCAUGCGAUUUAUUAACGACAACCCCGACAAAGUUGUGCUAGAAGUUUUGCGAAAGCGAUCGACAGAUGAAGUUAUGUGGGCUCGCGCAUUAUAUAACCUGCAACUUUCAAAUUAUCCCUCCGGUGUUCUCGACGCUCUUCUCCACUCAUGGGUUGAAAAUCCAUUCAAAUCGAUUGCAACUACAGAAAUGAAUAGCAUUCUCAUCCGCGCUUAUGAUACCAUACUAAGGUCCGAAGCUGUUCACGAAUCCCGCCAACCAACUGAUCAGGUAGUCUAUACGAUACUUCACACACUGUUAGAGCUUUCGAAUGAUGAAAUGAUGUGGGCCCGUUUCCUGCAUAAGCUCCAACAAGACAAUUCCUUAAAAGGUGUAGUUUCCAGAGUGUUCGACAUUCUUCUUUCAAAAGAUUUUAAAAUUAAAAAGGGCCAAAGGUUACCCAGUGAUUGUGUCAGAUCUCAGACAACGUUGUCUACAUCGACGAUCGAUCUGAAGACUUUGGAAGAAAUGUCGCUAGAUGAACUCAUCCUGCUUGAAAAGUGGAGAAAUGAACCGACCGGAACGAGAAUAUUCUUGCUUGUCAAAGAAAAGUUCAUGAGAAGCAGCAGUUUUGAGAAAAUGAUAGCGUAUGCGAAAUUUUCGAGCGACAACCCCAGUCUAUAUUUGCUGGCUGUACUACGAGAUCGAAUAAAGGACGAGUCAAAAUUGGCUCGGCUGUUACAACAGGUUUGGAAAUCAAAUGAUGAUGUACAGGGUGUUUUAUGCGCUCUUUACCAGUCAUGGACUGGAAAGCCAUUUAUUGCAGGUGUAAAUUCAGACGAAUUUAAAGCACUUGACGCAGCCUAUGAAUAUUUAAAGAAUUUACGGCAAAGCGCUACGCUGGCCAACAAAAAUCCCGACGAAGUCUGUUCGCUCAUACUCAAUCACUUUUAUACUCUUUCGAACGACGUAGUCAUGUGGUACAACUUUUUAAGCAAGACACAGACCGACAAUUCCUUCGACGUCAAUCUGAAUGCUGUGUUGAUGUAUCUUGUUGAAAAAUGGCUGCAUCAGCGACGACCACACACAGACUGUGGUAGUGGAAGUGACAACAGAAACUGGUGA
This is a messenger RNA of Plasmopara halstedii, 2451 nucleotides long. RefSeq lists its product as uncharacterized. The transcript is spliced from 4 exons. The record is from RefSeq and is a predicted model, not a curated record. Lineage: Eukaryota; Oomycota; Peronosporomycetes; Peronosporales; Peronosporaceae. Bases 1 to 2451 code for a protein of 816 amino acids.